Puccinia graminis f. sp. tritici CRL 75-36-700-3 is the source of this 306-nucleotide messenger RNA. RefSeq lists its product as uncharacterized. Bases 1 to 306 code for a protein of 101 amino acids. The record is from RefSeq and is a predicted model, not a curated record. The transcript has 3 exons. NCBI's taxonomy places the organism in Eukaryota, Fungi, Basidiomycota, Pucciniomycetes, Pucciniales, Pucciniaceae.
AUGACUCAAACAGCGAAGCUGUCGGAAAGACGCGCUCGACUGAAUUGGUCUCCGUCUAUUUUACAACUUCGCCACCCUCACAACCAGCAAACUCAGUUCACCAUGCAGUUCAACGUUUUACCAGCAUUGAUGCUCAUCAUUGCCGCUUCAGCAAUCCUCGAAGCCACCGCUGUGCCCAUCGCCAACAUCAUGCGCUUCAAAGGCUUCACUUCGAAGACCCUCGCCAAGAACACCACUACCGCGAACGCAACUGCGGCUGGGCAACCCGUCGGUACCAAGCAGAUGGCCAAAGGAUUCGGCUGGUAG